Molecule: messenger RNA, 3300 nt
Organism: Cheilinus undulatus (humphead wrasse)
Lineage: Eukaryota; Metazoa; Chordata; Actinopteri; Labriformes; Labridae
Product: activin receptor type-1-like
Exons: 12
Coding region: 347-2401 (684 amino acids)
Biological process (GO): transforming growth factor beta receptor signaling pathway; BMP signaling pathway; heart development
Cellular component (GO): BMP receptor complex; plasma membrane
Molecular function (GO): SMAD binding; ATP binding; transforming growth factor beta receptor activity, type I
Source: RefSeq, a predicted model, not a curated record
GUGAGUUGUUGCAAGGUAACUUCCUCCUCCAAUCCUAGCUUUUUUUCCUUCGUGGAGUGCGAGUUGUGAAGCCCAGGCAGUGCAAAUGUGGGAAGAGGGACAUUACAAAAUGUAUUUUUAUUUUUUCUCCUCCUUGACUGCUAACAUCGAGUGAAUUCGUCACUUUUUUUCUCCAACGAGCGGAUGACGGACGAUAAUGUUGGCGUCAUGUAGGCUCCGCUUUACAGACUUUGGAAAACAAAUCGGGUAUUGUCGGUGAAUUCUCGGGAGAUGGCAGAAUAGUUCGACCUGCGCCAGACACCGAGCCAUCAUACAGCACUUUGAAAAAUUACCCGCAAGGCCUACAAUGACAGUCAGAGGCAUGUCUCUUUUGGUUCUGAUCAUCCUGGUCAUCCCCUGCUCGAGCUUGGAAGAUGACGUCAGUGCAAAAACCUCUGAAUGUUUGUGUGACGGGGCGUCAUGCAGCAACAAGGACCGGUGUUUGGGCCAGCAGUGCUUCACCUCCCUCUCCAUACAGAACGGGACGUCCGUUCUUAUAAAGGGCUGCGUGGUCGCCGGGGAGGAAGGGUCACCUCACUGCGGGAGCCCACCAACUUCUGAGUUUGUGGUGGAGUGCUGCUCAGGGGACUUGUGUAACAUGAACGUCUCCUUGCAGUCACCUGUGAAAGAUACAGAACCGUCUGCUGGCAGACCGGUCCUCAGGGAACAGGAGUGUGCGUGUGAGGGCGGAGUGUGCGAGCGUGACCGGCGCUGCACAGGCCAGCACUGUUUCUCUGCUCUGAAGAUGAUUGAUGGGGCGGCCGUCCAACAGAAGGGCUGCCUGAGGGACAACGAUGAAGGCAGAGCCACCUGUGCCACACCACCCUCGUCGACCCACGUCGUCAAGUGCUGCCAGGGCCAUCUGUGUAACAUGAACGUCACUGUGCAGGCUCUGGGGAAAGAGGCGGAGGGGAAACCCCUGAUCAAAGAGGAGCAUGAGUGUGUAUGUGAGGGCAGCUCUUGUGUAACAGGGAAGCGCUGCAUGGGCCACCAGUGUUUCUCCUCCCUGACGGUUAGCGGUGGCUCUCUGGUGUACCAGAAAGGCUGCUUUAAGGUCUAUGAGCAAAGCACGUUGACCUGCAAGACCCCGCCUUCCAGAGACCAGAUUGUGGAGUGCUGCUAUGGGCAUCUAUGUAACAUGAACAGCACCGUGCAGCUACCUGUCAAAGCUGAAGAGCUAUCAAAUUACAGCGUGACCACCCUGGCAUUAGUCAUCGUCGGGCCCAUCAUCGUCCUCAUCAUCCUCUCUGCUGUCGCUAUUCUGGUGUUCAGACGCAUCCACCACAACCAAAUGGAGAGACUAACAUCACGAGACGCAGAAUAUGGAACUAUUGAUGGCCUGAUAGCAUCCAACGUUGGGGAGAGCACUCUGGCGGACCUGCUGGAUCAUUCCUGCACUUCAGGGAGCGGCUCUGGACUCCCUUUCCUCGUUCAGAGAACUGUUGCACGACAAAUCACACUCAACGAGUGCGUGGGUAAGGGUCGGUACGGUGAAGUGUGGAGGGGUCAGUGGCAGGGAGAGAGCGUCGCCGUCAAAAUCUUCUCCUCUAGAGACGAGAAGUCCUGGUUCAGAGAGACGGAGAUCUACAACACAGUGCUACUGAGACACGAAAACAUAUUGGGCUUCAUAGCAUCAGACAUGACCUCUAGAAACUCCAGCACUCAGCUGUGGCUGAUCACUCACUUCCAUGAGAUGGGCUCCCUGUACGACUACCUUCAGCUCAGCACCCUCGAUGCAUCUGGCUGCCUCCGGAUGGCGCUCUCCAUCGCAAGCGGCCUGGCACAUCUCCACGUUGAGAUCUUUGGCACUCAGGGCAAACCGGCCAUCGCCCACCGUGACCUCAAGAGCAAAAAUAUACUGGUUAAAAAGAACGGGCAGUGCUGCAUCGCUGACCUAGGUCUGGCGGUCAUGCAUUUCCAAGACACAAAUGAAUUAGACGUAGGGAACAACCCUAAAGUGGGCACAAAGCGCUACAUGGCCCCUGAGGUGCUGGAUGACUCUAUCCAGAUGGACUGUUUCGAGGCCUACAAGAGAGUGGACAUCUGGGCCCUGGGCCUCGUUCUGUGGGAGAUCGCACGGAGGACAGUCAGCAACGGCAUCGUAGAAGACUACAAGCCACCUUUCCAUGAUGUGGUCCCAACUGACCCCAGCUUUGAGGAUAUGAAGAAGGUUGUGUGUGUGGAUCAGCAGAGGCCCAACAUCCCCAACAGAUGGUUUUCAGACCCAACUUUAACUUCUAUGGCUAAGCUCAUGAAGGAGUGCUGGUACCAGAAUCCAUCGGCCAGAUUAACAGCAUUACGGAUCAAAAAGACUCUCACAAAGAUCGACAACUCUCUGGACAAAAUCAAAACAGACAUUUAAGCCUGCCUUGAGAAGAAGAGGCGGACUGCGAAAGGCCUUUGAGGACGUCCAGAGGGUGGAGCGUCGUAGAGAAGACUCACAAGACAAGAGACUUGAUGGUUUCAGUGCCCUUAUAGUGGCACAGACCUAAUAUUUAUUUUAAAACACUUGGCGGGACACAUUUUGGCAUCCAAAGAUGGCUUACCGGGACAUUUCUGAGACCGCCAGUGGUCUUAGAAAUAGAAAAAUAUCUAUUCAAUUAAUGACAUAGGAGCUGGAUUGUUAGCAUUGUUCUUAAAGGAAGAAACUGUUACCUGAGCAUUUCAGUAGGCGUUGCUUUUGUUAGAACAGCAGACUUUGUUUGACAUAUUUUUUAGUUUAAAAAUGUCUGAACAUAUUAACAGUUUCACUUUUAAUUGUACUGCCUUGUUUACUUGCAUUUUGGUGAAUUCAUCUGGCAAAAAGAAGUCGACUUGACAAUUCAACCUGCAUACUUUCUUAAACAGUGAUCUCAGCAAGCAGUGUUCUGUUUCCUCGGUGUCAUGCAUCUCCGUUUACACUUCUGUACGGUUUCUUGGGCUUUCACCCACACUGUAACAUUUAGUUGUACAGCUGUGUGAGUGGCACUGUUGUUUUUCCUGAGAUGUUGUCCAACUAAAGGUACUUUGUUUGCAAACAGUUUUGUAUAUCACAAUGGAUUUACGUUGAGUUAUGUACCUGUUCUAUGUUUUGUUUCUUCAGCUUUACAGAGACAAAUGCUAAAAGAACAAAUAAAAUAUCUGCUAGAUGAUGCUGAACUCUAUUCCUCCAGAGGCCUGUAAGUAAGCCUGUAAAGCCUGUAUACUGUCUUAACGCGUGCAUUGUCAAGUAAAUGAAGUCAAACUUCAGCCUUUUUUUAUUUCUUUAACAUUUUAUAUCAA